Hibiscus syriacus is the source of this 548-nucleotide messenger RNA. RefSeq names its product non-specific lipid transfer protein GPI-anchored 19-like. Bases 27 to 548 code for a protein of 173 amino acids. The transcript has 3 exons. NCBI's taxonomy places the organism in Eukaryota, Viridiplantae, Streptophyta, Magnoliopsida, Malvales, Malvaceae. Gene Ontology annotation, biological process: lipid transport. Gene Ontology annotation, molecular function: lipid binding. The record is from RefSeq and is a predicted model, not a curated record.
CAUCCAAUAACCCAUAGAGAAGCAAUAUGUCAAACAUGAAGAUGGUAACAUGUUCUGUCCUGCUCCUAGUAGCCAUGCUUUCUGCAGGAGCCAAAGCUCAAUCAGGUUGCACUAAUGUAUUAAUCAGCAUGUCACCAUGCCGCAACUACAUCACGGGAAACUUAUCGACCCCGUCCCGACAAUGUUGCUCGCAGCUCGCAAGCGUCGUCCGUUCAUCCCCACAAUGCUUGUGCGAGGUUCUUAAUGGCAGAGGUUCAUCGCUCGGGAUCACCAUCAACCGGACUCAAGCUUUGGCCUUACCUGGUUCAUGCAAUGUUCAAACUCCACCUAUCAGCAGCUGUAAUGCCGCUUCUCCGAUGCCGGCAGACGCUCCAGUUGGAUCACCGGAAUCUGAGAGCAUAGUCCCUACAGAAGGUGGAUCUAAAACUGUGCCAUCCCGAGAGGAAGAUGGAUCAUCAUCGAAUGGAAGCGCGGCCACCGCCAUCACCACCACCACCAAAUUGUCAUUCUCUUUGCUGCUUGUGGUGGCGGCCACAUUCAUACGGUAG